Linum trigynum is the source of this 1287-nucleotide messenger RNA. Lineage: Eukaryota; Viridiplantae; Streptophyta; Magnoliopsida; Malpighiales; Linaceae. The record is from the annotation of a GenBank genome assembly.
GGGGGAAAACAGCAACGGCGGACGGUGGAACUGGGCAGGAUCAAAGGUGGGCUGCCUAGCAAGUGGCGGCUGCCCUCCGAUCAAAAACCGGCACCGCAACUGCUUCACCACGGGCCAAUCUCCUCGCUCAAGGUUACAGCAGCUGGGAGAAGUUCUUCUUGAGGUAAUUAAUUCAUUUUCGCCUUCAUAUUUCAAGAACCAUUUUCACAACAAAAUUUUGAUGGUAUUAUGUUUCUGGUGCAUAUGUAGGGAAGUGGAAGAUGAAGAGAAGCCGGCGAGCCAAUACAAGUCGUAGAAGAGGCAGGGGCUGGUGGAUGCUGUGGAAGAUUAGUGGGGUGACUUGCAAGGUUAUGCUGUGGCUGCUAGGUCCUUCAAAAUCUCCAAUCCUCUGUACUUCAUCCCUUAAUCAGUUCCAUCCACAACAUGCUAGGAUUUUCAGUUAACUGAUCAAACUAAUUGGAUCCAUCCAUUGUGAAUUCGAUCAUUACUUUCUUGAAUGAUUAACAGAUUGAUAGCUUACAAGACUGAUAAUUUGGUGUUGAAUGUUUGCAGGAGCUACUACAGAUGUACUCACAAGUUCGAGCAAGGUUGCAAGGCGACCAAGCAAGUUCGGCAGCUUGAACAGGAAAAGGAGAUGUACUCCAUAAUUUACCUCGGCAAUCACACUUGUAGAAAAAAUGAUGCUCUGACGGCAGCAACACUUCCACCGGUUGUCGCCCUGGCUAGCACCUACGCGGCGACCGCGGUGGAGGCAGAUGCGAUUGAGAACGAGCUGUUUGCAACGAUGAGUGUGAAGCAAGAGGUUUCCAAUAAUGAAGAGAGCCCAAGUCAACCGCUUCACUGCGGGCCUACUCGUGGAAGACGCGGUGCUGGUUUUUAAUCGGAGGUUUCUGCGAGGAGGGCAGCCGUCGCUUGCUAGGCAAUCCGCCUUUGAUCCUGCCCAGUUCCACCGCUCGCCGGUGUUGUUUUCCCCCGAUUCCCUUGUUUUCCUUUGUUCUUAACAUUCAUAAUUUUAUUUUUAAUAGUUAGAAAUGAGAUGGAAAUUUAAAAAAUUUAAUUUUAUUAUUUUAAAAUUGCCACGUCAUACAUUUAACGGUCACUUUUAGAGUUGACCGCCAAGUCAGCAAAAGAUAACGGAAUUGGCGGAGAGUGACCAAACGUGAACAGUUUCAGUAAACUGAAGUACCAUCAAUGGAUUUAAAUAUUUCGAGUGACCAAACUUAAACGUUUUUUGUAAUCUCAGUGACCAACCAUGCAAUUAACCCCUUAUAAAUAUGAUAUAAGUUC